UACUCAGCGGAAACAUGGCAAGAGGUCAACAGGCCAACCAGGAGCUCACUGAGGCGCUGAACCAGCUCUGGUACCUGGAUAACAACCGCCUCAGGCCGGGGACUGAUUACAUCAUUUCCCUACAGGGGAGGGCAGGAUAUGUGGCUCAGGGCAGUACCUACGCCAGAGACAAAGCCAGAGCUCCACUCUUCUCAUACGUCAACGAAGACAAGCUCAAGAGUAUCGAGACAUAUGCACAUUUCAUCAACUUGCUGGACAACUAUGAGAUGUCCACAGGAGUGUCAGAGAAAGUCACGUCAGAGGAGCUUCAGGAGAACAGGCUGUUUAUCGAUGCCAUAAUGGAGACGGAUGUCAUGAAGUGUGCCCACAAGUAUCUGGUCAAGAAGGGCCAGUCGCCAUCAGACCGUGGACAGUUUAAACAACAGCUGUAUGACAUCUGGUUCCGCCUCUACCACAGAGAGAGAGGAGGGGGAGAAGAUUCUUGUGGAUUUGAACAUGUUUUCGUGGGAGAAACCAAAUAUGGCCAAGAGAUCAUGGGUCUUCACAACUGGGUCCAGUUCUACCUGCAGGAGAAACACAGUCAUGUCGACUACAAAGGUUAUAAAGCUCGAGACAACAAAGAUACACCUGAUGAGGACGACCAUGUCCUGAACCUGCAGUUCAGCUGGAAGGGCCUCGUGAAACCGAUCGGUGGUUCCUUCAUCGGAGUGAGUCCAGAGUUCGAGAUCGCUCUCUUCACCAUCAUCUUCCUCAUGUCCACUGAGAAGAUGACAUCCGUGGUGGUGAAAGUGGACGAGUACAUGCUGGAGCUGGUUGUGUAUCGGCACGGGCGAUCCAUCGGCACGUCUUAUCCGAAACUGAUGGGUCUGUUGAUUGACCUGGACCCUGAGGAGAUGAUGGGUUUGGAGGAGAAUCUGGACGACUCGGACCUGGAGGCUGAACUCGCAGCGAUCACUGGAGAAAAAGCUGCGGUCAGAGGCCGAGCCAAGCAGAAGGGGAAGACCCCUUUGCCCAUGGAAGACAUCGCUAGAAUGGCUGAUGAGUGCAUGAAAGAUGUGGAUGAAGACGACGAUGAUGACGAUGAUAUGGAAGAUGACGAAGAUCUGUUGGCAGAGCUACAGGAAGUGGUUGGUGAGGGGGAAGCUGAGGAUGUAGCAACUGUUUCCUCCUCAUCAUCUACCACUGCCGAACUUUCUGAAGCUGUAACACAAGAGUCUCCACCGCCGCAGCAGGAAGUACAGGUCUCCUCAUCGCCCCCCGGCAGCCUCCAGCACACUCUGGAGGAGAGGAUCGCCAUGUACAAGACGGCCUCGCAAAACGCCAAGAGCGCAGGAGAGACCUCAAAAGCCAGGAGGUUCGAUCGCGGUCUGAAGACUUUGGAUACGAUGCUAGCUGCGGUGAAAAAGGGGAGGCCUGUGGACGAGGCAGAAAUCCCUCCUCCUGUCGCCACUGGAGCCCAGAGGGACGCCCCCCGUCCCGCUGUUCCUGCACGACCUGCCCCCCCUGUACCAUCGAGUUCUGAAUCCACUUCUCCAGAUCAGCAGGAGGACUCGGAGGCCACAACGCCACCGCCUGCUGUACCAGAGAUCGUCACGCCCACCAGUGAUGAGGAGCAGUCGUCCUCCGCCACCGCGUCCCAUCUGAGCAGCGUCCCAUCUCCAGAGGAGCUGACAGAGGAACCUGCUCACGUGCUGCCAACGGGUCAGACAGACGCGAGCGAGGCGACCAAGGCGAUGCUUUUGGAGAGGCAGAACGAAUACAAGAUGGCCGCUCUAAGAGCCAAGAAGCAGGGAGACGUGGAGCAAGCUAAACUUUACUUCAGGACCAGCAAGAGGUUCGAUCCAGUGAUCGAGGCGUUGGAGAAAGGACAAGCAAUCGACCUGAGCGGCCUCCCUCCAUCUCCAGGACAGGGUUCAGGAGGAAACUCUGCUCUAAUGAAGGACCAGUCCUCAAACACACAGGUCACCCAACCAGUUGCUGCACCCGCAGCCCCUGCAGCCCAGUCAGCCCCCGCCCCCCCCAAAGACGUGUUGGAGGCUCUGGAGCAGAGACGAGCCAAGUAUGUGGAGGCGUCCGCUCAGGCUAAAGCCGGCGGAGACGACCGCAAGGCCCGAAUGCACGAUCGCAUCGCCAAGCAAUACCAGAGCGCCAUCCGAGCUCACAAAGCAGGAAAACCCGUCGACUUUGACGAGCUGCCGGUUCCCCCCGGAUUUCCUCCAAUCCCAGGCCAGAGAGCGACAGCAGCUGAGCAGGGAUUUGUCGCUGCUCUGGAGGCGGCCAGUAAGAUCGUGGAUACAGCUGAAGCUCCAGAGGAAGAGGAAGAUGAGGAGGAAGCGUCGAAGGCCGCUGUUCCAGAAGAGACAAAGAAACCAACGUUAGACGUCCCCACUGCAGGUCAGGGACGGAAAAGAACUCCUUCAGCUUCACCUGACAGAUCAGCUGCAAGAGACGGACUCUCACCCACAGUGGUUCAGCAGCUGGAGUUCCUGGAGGGUCGGAAGAAGCAGUACAUGAAGGCAGCGCUGACUGCGAAGCAGAAGAACGACAUGGAGCAGGCCAAGAGCUUCCUCCGCACCGCCAAGGGCUUUGACCCCAUGAUCGAGGCAGCGCGCAGCGGGAAAUCUGUGGACAUCAGCACGGUGCCGUCGCCCCCUGGUGAUGAGGACGAAGACUUCAUCCUGGUUCAUCACAGCGACGUUCAGGUCUCAGAAAAAGCCGAGCAGGUUUACACACAACUGGCCAAGAUCCUCAAAGAGCAGUACGAGGUAAAACUGCAGGAUUACACAUGAAGCGUUUAGAGUAGAGUGAUUUCCUUUAUUAACAGUGUACUCGUAUCCUCCAGGUUUGAGAGGAUGGCGGAGAGUUGUAAGAAGAGUCUGGAGGUUCUGAAGCUGGCUCAGUCGAGGGCUCUGCCUCCUCCUAAACAUCACUUUGAGGAGAGAUCGUUUCACACAGCCCGGAUAUUUCCAGAGCUGAGCAGCACUGACAUGGUGGUUGUCAUCGUGAAAGGGAUGAAUCUUCCAGCACCAAGUGGAAUCCAAACCAACGAUCUGGACGCUUAUGUCAAGUUUGACUUCCCCUACCCGAGCAGCGAGCAGCCUCAGAAACACAAAACAUCUGUCAUCAAGAACACAAACUCUCCAGAAUACAACCAGAGCUUCACGCUGUCAAUCAACCGCAACCACCGCGGCUUCAGGAGGGUGGUGACGUCCAAAGGCCUCAAACUGGAGCUGCUGCACAAAGGAGGUUUCCUCCGGAGCGACAAGCCGAUCGGGACGGCCAUCGUGAAGCUGGACAAGCUGGAGUCUCAGAGUGAAAUCAGGGAAAUCGUAGAGGUGAUGGACGGGCGCAAACACACAGGAGGUCGUGUCGAGGUGAAGAUCCGCCUGCGGGAGCCUCUGAGCGGUCAGGACAUGCAGUCGAGCACCGAGCGCUGGCUGGUGAUCGACCAGUCACAGGUUCUUGUUUAGAUGAAGCUACAGGAUUGAAGAUGACUCACACGAUACAGAAACACUCAGAGGAGGUGAAGAGAGACGGGCGUUUCGGAUCUGACUUGGACGAACGGUCUGUGGUUCAGAUUGGCUCUUUUCACUAAAAAAAAAUAAAUAAAAAAAAUAGGUUUGCACAUUUGCAAGACACGGGAGCUCCCUCACAUGCAGCCGUCUACGAGGAGCCCGGUUUACAGAGGGUCGGCUUGGCUGUCGUCAGUCUGAGGAGCUGCUCUGGCGUCCCGUGCUGAUGAUGAAGGGGCUCAGUGUCGAGCUCCCCUGAUCCUGCUGCCCGACUAUAGUUAAUAUAAUAGAGAGAAAAAGAAUGUGUACAUAUUCUUCAUAUUAUACAGCUCUGGUAUCUAGAACUGCACCUAUGCACUAAUACCAAAGUAAUCACUGUUGCUGUAAAAUCCUGCAUAUUUGAAAUCGCCUUUAGCUGCCAAACCUGCUACGACACGACGGGUUCAUGUGUGUGACGGGAUGUGAGUCGUCAGGGUCCUUCUUUAUUUCCCCACACUACACUUCUGCUUCUCAGUGUGAACGUAUCGGGCUGACGCAGCGACAUCACAGAUGUUUUACAGGAGUAAGCCAAGGAAAGUUCCAUAACAUAAUAAUAAUCUCACAGACCACACUCACUGUUAGCACCUUCACUGGUUUAUCUUUAGUUGUGUCCGACUGACUUGUUGUUAACAGCACAAAUCUGAGAAACAAAUGUUUAAACUGAUUCAUUAUUUUUAUGAGUAAACAAGAAAGAUGUGAAAAACUUAAGCUCAAAUAUUGUGGGUGUUGAUCUUCUCCUGUUCUUAAAAGAUGUGGAAGUAAACUUUCUAAACUAUGCAUCAGUUCUCUCACCUGGUGGAAACUGAAGCCGUCGGCAUCUUAAAGGGACAGUUCACCCAAAUUACAAGGACAGAAAACUGCAUUUUUCCAUUUUCUCACCUGCCCGUUGGAUAAACAUGUAAAGGAAGUGCUUUCUAAACAGGGAUUUGUUUCCUGCAGAAUCACUAAAUCUGGAUAUUUGAUCAACUUGAAACUGGAUUGAAAAUGUUUCCUGCACCUGAAGCUCAUUCCCAGUUUUAGCGUCCGUCAGCUCGUUGUUUUGGUUUCUCCACUUUCUCAGCCGGUCAAACAUUCAGACAUUUCCCCUCAGCAGCUGGUGACGAGCUCGGAGACAGUGAAUGAGUAACAGAGCCAUAAACCCCCCCCCCCCCAAGAAAAAAUCAGCUUUAAGUGAGAAAAGUUUUUCUGUGAUUUGAGUGAACGCUCCCUCAAAAGUUUAAAUUUCAGCUUUGUAAUAAAGUUCCUGAGUCCACCACAUAAAUUCAGUUUCCAACAGUUUUACCUCAACGUCUGCAACAUUAUUCAGUUGCCAUGGUCACAACAUUUCUGUUUCUCAGUAUCGUUUACUUGACACUUUGUCCUAAAUAAUUAAAACACUGUUACCAAUCAUUUUAUUUUCUGUGGUCAUAUUUGUUCGUUAUAUCAAUAAAACACUAAAGAAUC
Messenger RNA from Paralichthys olivaceus (Japanese flounder), 4994 nucleotides. Lineage: Eukaryota; Metazoa; Chordata; Actinopteri; Pleuronectiformes; Paralichthyidae. The record is from RefSeq and is a predicted model, not a curated record.